Cynocephalus volans (Philippine flying lemur) is the source of this 4990-nucleotide messenger RNA. It is a transcript of the gene CCDC149, whose product is annotated as coiled-coil domain containing 149. Bases 113 to 1690 code for a protein of 525 amino acids. Lineage: Eukaryota; Metazoa; Chordata; Mammalia; Dermoptera; Cynocephalidae. The transcript is spliced from 12 exons. The record is from RefSeq and is a predicted model, not a curated record.
GGCUCCGGGCCCUCUCGGGACCGCGCGGGGCCCGGGCGGCGGCGCGGCGGGAGGAGGAGGAGGAGGAGGAAGGGGCGUCCAUGCAGCCGGCCCGCGCGUGGAGGAGGCGGCCAUGAACGGCGACCGCACCGAGAGCGACUGGCAGGGGCUCGUGAGCGAGUACCUGGUGUGUAAGAGGAAGCUGGAGAGUAAGAAGGAAGCCCUGCUGAUCCUUUCCAAGGAACUGGACACCUGCCAGCAGGAAAGGGACCAGUACAAACUCAUGGCCAACCAGCUGCGGGAACGCCACCAGUCCCUGAAGAAGAAGCACCGAGAGCUGAUUGACGGAGAUCUGUCACUUCCUCCUGAAAAGAGGAAACAGGCUAAUCUUGCACAACUAUUGAGAGAUUCUCAGGACCGCAAUAAACAUCUGGGAGAAGAAAUUAAAGAACUUCAGCAAAGGCUUGGAGAAGUCCAGGGCGAUAAUAAGCUCUUGAGGAUGACAAUUGCCAAACAAAGGCUUGGAGAUGAAGAAAUCGGUGUACGGCACUUUGCAGCCCAUGAGCGUGAAGACUUGGUCCAGCAGCUGGAGAGAGCUAAGGAGCAGAUUGAGUCUUUGGAGCAUGACCUGCAGGCUUCUGCGGAUGAGCUUCAGGAUGUGAAAGAAGAACGGUCUUCCUACCAGGACAAAGUGGAGAGGCUGAACCAGGAGCUAAACCAUAUCCUGGGUGGGCAUGAGAACCGUAUCAUUGAUGUGGAUGCACUGUGCAUGGAGAACAGGUACCUUCAGGAGAGGUUAAAGCAACUCCAUGAGGAGGCCAACCUCUUGAAAUCGAACAUUGCCAAGUACAAGAAUGCUCUCGAGAGACGGAAAAACUCAAAGGGCCAAGGUAAAUCCAGCAGCAGUGCUCUGACUGGAGUCCUAUCUGCAAAGCAAGUUCAGGAUUUGCUGUCUGAGGAUCACGGAUGCAGUCUCCCAGCUACUCCACAGUCCAUUUCUGACCUGAAAUCUCUAGCAACAGCCCUGUUGGAGACGAUCCAUGAGAAAAACAUGGUCAUUCAGCACCAGAGGCAAACCAACAAAAUCCUCGGGAAUCGGGUGGCUGAGCUGGAAAAAAAAUUAAGAACUCUGGAAGUUUCUGGUUUGUGGAGUCUUCCAGGGGGCAAGGACACCAUACUGUUCAGCGAACCUGCUGUUCCUAGCAUACAGAGGUCAAGGUCCCCACUGCUGAAGCUUGUUGAGCAGCCCACUGAAAACAAAGUGAAUCCCAAGGAUGGGCAGGUCCAGAAGCAAGCAGGAGAUGAAAGCUGUGCCGCUGCUGAGGCGUUGACAGCACCUGAGGAUGCUGGGAGGCCCGCUGUCAGCCCCCCAGCAAGUCAGAGCCACGGGGGCCAGCACAGGCACUUUCCACCUUCGUUACCCCAUUUACCUCAUGAGGAAGAAGAAAUAAGCAGGCUUGGAAGGGAAAUAAUUAAACUGAAAAAGGAACAGGCAGCUGCAGAACUGGAAGGGGUCAGAAGAGAGAGUCCCAUGGUGGGUCAGAGGAGGGAGACAGGGCCGUCCCCGCCGCGCCUGGCCUCCAAGGGGCAGCUCCCCAAGUGUUGCCCGGACUCCUUUGAGUCCAGCCAGCCAGAGUCCGAAGCUUCCACACUGGAAGAUGGCGAAGGGAUCCCAGGGCGGGGAGGCCCAAGGAGUGCCGUGAAGACCUGAAAGGGAGAGGGAUCUGACAUGGUGACACAUUGAAGGCACCACGGACAGCAAGGAAAGAGUGACAUGUCAGGACAGUGUGCCCAAGUGUUUUAUUCUCCUAAAACACCUUCACUUCUGCAAGGGAGAAAACACUCGGAUCCUGUUGCAAACUGUGAAUAUUCUGAUGAUGCCAGUGCAGUCUGAUUUAUUAAACACGGGUCCUCAAGCUUCUCAGUGUCAUCUCGUUCUGCCGAAGAUGUGCUGCUGUGAACACGGCCAGGCACGGGAAUCGUGUCUGCCAUACGGCUGGGUUUAAGUAUCCGUCUUUCUGUCAGCAUUUGUUUUAUUAGAGAUAAGAUGUUUUUCUAUUAUCAUUUAAUGUUGUUGAUCAAAAUUAUGGGAAGAGCUGGAAACGGAUGGGGUUUUUAUCAGGUCCUCGUUUGGUAAUGGCUAGGAGGCUAAAGAGAAAGGUGUAAUUGAGCGUAAUGUAUCCAGAGGGCCUGCGGCUGCACCUCCAUCACAGCAGGGCCCAGCAGGACCUUUCUGCAUGGGUGUUCUUGGCAUCCUGCCUGCAGCGCUGUCUGUCAUGGUGCCGACCUGGCAGGUGGAAAGGGACUUAAGCAGGCUGAGAAGGUUGGCUUGUGGUUUGAAAUCCACAGCCCCUGUUGAAGCCUGUCUGCUGACUGCUGGAGCUGUGUUUUCCAGGCUGUAAAUAUGGAGGAUUAAUUGAUUUGAAGUGAUGGGGUGCAGGGAGCAAGUAAAGGGGGAAGGGGAUCCCAGUUGUGUUUGCUUUUCUGUUUCUGAGAUGAGAAGUAGAACCUGGAAAUGCUGUUUCUCUCCAUCUGACCUGUGCUGCCUAUAGGGUUUUAUGGCCAUUUGGGGUUUGGGAUAGAUCUAGCUGCUUAGAACCAGUCACAUUCCCAGACUGAAACUUCGGACACUUUCCUCUUUCAACGAAAUGUUAAGGCCACCUCCUCUGUGCCACCAGGUACUGGGAUUUUAAAGACAUGUCACAGAGCUCAUAGCCCUAUAAGGGAAAGAGAGAGGAAAACAAGAUAACUUCAUUCCAGCAUGGUAAGGGGACUGUGAAACCAAGUACAAGGUCCAAGGGUGGGACAGGAGGAUGUGGUCAGUUCUACCUGGUUCUUUCCUUUGGGAUAAAAAUUCGCCUUUCUAGGUUGCAUCUGGUGCUGAGGAAAAUCGAAGGGUCAUCAAACCAUAGACUUUGAGAUGAACUCGGUUCAUUGCCCCAGGAAAGCCUGAUACCAGAUCCCAAAGCUCAAAACACUUCUGAGAACCAGAAUCACUCCUGCAGGAAAAGGAGAGGCACCCAGGGUGGUAGAGGUUGAAAAUCCAUCCUAAAAAUCUGAUAUUUAUACCAGGCUGGUGAUUCUAGAUGUGGCAACUGCACGUGGGUGGCCUGCCCAUGCUAAUACUUCUCUGCCAGGCUGCAUCUCCACGCUUCACUCGGCUGGAAGAGCAGGGGGAGCCCCAUCUCAUACUGUGUUGCCUCGCUGUGUAGGAGAGCAAAAGCACAGACCGGAAGGGCCCAGUCCAUUGUCAGAUGCACACUGGAAGGGCCUUCAGCUGCUUUGGUCACCCCCACCUAGUGAGAUGGGAGCAAGCUAGAGUCAGUUCACUGUUGCUCCUGGUGAGGAGGACACACCAUUGGCCCCUGUCCACUGGGCCCCAAUGCCUCAUUCAUUCCUCUGUGUUCCAGCCUAUCCCCCAACCCCCCAGGCCCCUCUCUGCCACCUCCAACUUUCCCUCAGAGGAGGGCACUUCUGCAGCUGCAGAGCUUGCACAGGCCAGCAGCCACCGAAAUAAUUUUCCUGCUGGACUUGGGCCUUAACUGUCUGCAAAUGUUCAGCACUACUGUGUAGGAUGCCAGAUCCACCAAAGGAAAACAAAGCCAAAUUUAAUGCAAUAAUAAUAAAAAGAAAAAUCUUGCCCUCUGGUUUUGACACUCAGUCAGCUGGGUUCACAUCUUCAGGGCCCAUUCAUCACCUCUGGAAGGCAGGCCUUAUAAUAAACUCUUAACACUCCAUCAAGGUCAGGAGAACUGCACUGAGUCCCUGAAAGUCUGGGGUUCAGGGUGUUGGGGGGUCAUAGGGAGUGAUAACCUAUACUCUAUGCUUGUAGUCAGUCUGGGAGGGUCUUGUGUUAUUAGAUGGAAUGGGAGCCAAUGAAUUGAUCUGGUCACACGUAACCAUGAAAACAUCUCAUACACGUAUAUAAUGCUAUUCCACCUCAGCCAUCCGUACCCAACAUGGUUCUUCCAUUCCACAGACAUUAAAGAGUGUUUCAGCAAUUAUUUAUUGUUGUCUUUUGUUUUUCUAAGGGUCAUUGUGAAAGCAUGAAGCAUUCUCUCCCCUACUCCAGAUAACCCUACAUCUGUCAUGCUACUCUCAGCUCCAAGUCACACUUGCAGAAACUUAAACGAUAAGGAGAUGAAUUCUAUCACAUAAUAAGAACUUCAGGAGUAGGGUAUUCCAGGGCUGGCUCAUUCAAGAAAGACAUCAAAGAUCUGGAUUUCCACCUUCCUGUUCGCCUAUCUCUGUGUCAGCUACUCUCAUGAUAACAGGAUGGCUGCAACAGCUCCAGGCAUCACCUCUUCUCACAGGUGUCCAAAGGCAGAAGCAAACAUAUGUAUGUGUGAGUUUUAAAAGCCAGAAACUCAGUUCCUGUCACAUUUCAUUGUUCAGAAUUAUCGUGUGCCUAUGUGACCAUGUCACAUGCCUAUGUCUAAACCAGUUCCUGGCAGGGGGGUAUUACCAUGGUGGGUUUAGACUUACCAAGAUUCACCCUCUGAAUUGGAGAGGGGCCCUGUUCCUAGACAUGCAGAUUCUAAAAGGGUGAAUGCAAAACAAAGUCAUGUCUUAGGAAAUAUAGGACAGUUGGGGAUAAAUUUAAGUAGAUUGAGUAGGCCACCAAUGGCGUUGUCUCUGAAUCUCACAUCUUUUUCCUUCUUAAAAAAGCCACAAUAUGAUGUUACUGAUGAGUUUGGAGUUGGGGGGAGGAGAUGGAUGCCGUCUCAUCUCCCUUCCUCCCUGGCUUUAUGAUCUGUCCUGUUUUGUAGGGGGACAUUCCCACCUUUGUUUGCCUCUUCACCUGUGUUUGUCCUUCAUUGUUGUUCCAGCGCAGUUGCCAGCAGAACGCAGAACAGUCUGGAUAAAUGAAACAGAGCUGACAGGUCUCUUAAUGAAAGCUUGUUUGCACACUCUGCAUUUCUUGUGAUCGCUUUGUACCUGAGAGCCUUUAGGUGUGGAUUUUUACAUAUGAGUGUUUGUCGUUCUUUUAAUUAAAUCCUGUGGAAAUGGA